Molecule: messenger RNA, 1267 nt
Organism: Arachis stenosperma
Lineage: Eukaryota; Viridiplantae; Streptophyta; Magnoliopsida; Fabales; Fabaceae
Product: TLC domain-containing protein At5g14285
Exons: 1
Coding region: 376-1119 (247 amino acids)
Cellular component (GO): membrane
Source: RefSeq, a predicted model, not a curated record
UUUCCAGAGCCCAAGAAGAAACCGAAACCCAGUGCCACAAUCAUCAGUCAUCUACUCAUCUCCCUUUGAUCUUAUUAGCUCUGGAUACAUCGAUUCUCGAUUAUUCCAACUUUCCUUCCCACUCUUUUACAGAAACACAUUGUUCUUGUCCACACUCAAUCUCAAACCUCAGCAAUUUGCAAUUAUUUUUCCCCUCUUCCCCAAACCAACGCUCACCACUUCACUCCACCGUCGUUAUUUAAGCAACGAAAAAAUAUCUUACACGCACCACACUCUCCCACACAAUAAGAACCUCGGAAUAUUCCAAUUAAUAAAAAAAAAAAAGGUUCAGUGUUACUCUUAUUUUGUUGUUACAAUCAGACACUUGGAAGAACAAUGGCAACCCUAGGGUUUGAAUCCUAUGCGGUGCUUCCAUUCUUUACAAUGUUCCUCGCUAUCUAUCUCAUUGGCUACUUCCUAAUUUUCCGCAACUGGAGCCCUAAGAUCCGACCCGAAGCAUCCAGCUGCCUCAUAUCCUUCUUCCACGGCACUCCCGCCGUACUUCUCGCCUCCGCCGCCAUCCUCUCCGACCCCAACCGUGGCUUCGCCGCCGCAAACACCGCCUUCCAGAAGCUAGUUCUAGACUACAGCAUCGCAUACUUCCUCAUGGAUCUCCUCCACUACCUCGUGUUCUUCCCAAGCGACGUUCUCUUCAUCGCGCACCACCUCGCCACUCUAUUUGUCGUUGCCACGUGUCGCCAUGUGGUUUCCCACGGCGCCUUCGCUGUGCUUUUCUUGCUUCUUCUCGCCGAGGUCACCAGCGCGUGCCAGAACGCCUGGACGCUGGCCGGUGCGCGUCGGAAGGAGGAUCCGUUUGCGGCGAAGGUGUACGAGGCGCUUUCGCCGCCGUUUUAUGCUCUGUAUUCGGUGGUGAGGGGAUUCGCCGGACCUUACUUUGUUUAUGAGAUGGUUGUGUUCUAUGCGGGCGAGCAUGGUGAUGGUUUGGUUCCGAGGUGGAUUUGGGUUUCUUGGGUGGCGGUUGUUUUGAUGGCAAUUGCUGUUAGCAUCUUGUGGAUUUGGAAUCUUUGGGUUGAGCUUUACAGAGAGAGGACAAGGAAAUUACAAGAGAAGAUUAGAUAGUAGUGUUGGUUAUGAAUUUUUAGGAUUAGUCCUGUUGUGCUUUUAUAGUUUUAAUUAUUGUAACAAUUUUAAGUCUAAUUUAUUGAUUGCAUUGACAAAUUCUAUAACUCUGCAUUGCUGUUUUACUCUGCUAUGUUUUUCUUUGUUG